AUGCCAUCCUCAUUCUCCUCUACUGGACGACCAGCUCAAUCUCAAUCUCAACCUAAUGAUACUGAUCGAAUGUCAUCGUUCGAAAUCGAGUUGCGGGCACACCGAAGAUCAUCAGUGGAAGGAAAGAGCAGUCGCUUUAGGGAAGUCGUGGGAAGAGACGUGGGUCAAAGAAGGUUGGGAAUAGGUAAAGAUAUUCAUGGAUGGAAUGAACUACCUAUCAACAUCUUACAAUCGAUACUCUCAUAUUACGUCGAAUCAGCCAUUGACGAAACGACCCAUUUUUAUAAUGUCUGGAAAGAUAAAACCGAAUCGAUAAAAAUCCUUCGAUCUGUGCAAAAAAGGAUAUCAUUGUGCCAAUUGAGAAUGGUAGGACAUGGUUGGAAGGAUGCAGUCGACUCCCAUCCGUUUUGGUUAUCAUACAGUAUCCUUCUCGAUCCGUUGGAAUCACAUUUAUCUCCCCUUCAACGUAUCCACUCGAAUCACAGAGCGAAUCCCUUGCCAUCCUUUCCGACCCGUUUCCACCAUGCUCGAAAUACAACGCUCCGUAUAUGCCUUGCAUGUCGAUUGAACCACCCUUCCAGACUAAGUUCUCAUGCACCAGUAGCGAGACAUCUCACCCAUACUAGUAGAUUGAGUCUCACACCUACUUGUGAUCGACAUCUUUAUAGUUUCUGUUCAGGUUGUAUGAAAGAAUCUGGAGUUGAAAACUACCGUGACCUCUCUAGUGGAAAUAACCUACAACGGAAAGAAGAACGAGGAAGCGAAAGUAUUGCACCACUCACUUCACAAGUUCCGAUUUUGAUAGGAUUGUUACCUUGCCAAGAAAGGGAUACCGAUGAGACUCAAUCCUACCGACCCAGACAUGGUUUGGUCUGCAAAGGAUGUAGGCAUACUUCGUUGUUAGAACAGAUCAAAAGGGUUUUGAGCCAUGAAUGUGCUAGAAACCAUGUCCCAGGAUACUUGAAGGGAAGUUGGUCAUUAACAUCAACCGAUCGAUGGACCUCUGAUCCCAAUUUCGACAUGUACGUUGAAGACUCAAGUACAACCGUAAUUCAUUCUGCUAUAAAAGUGGUUGAACUACAAUGGGUAAUCAACCACACAAGAUUCAAGGAUUUGUUACCUACAGCAAUACGGCUACAGCGUAUCGAACGAUUACUUAAACACGAAUUUUAUCAUCGAGGUUUGAUGGAAGAUGAUCUCGAUGAAAAUAUCAAGUAUAGUAGAUUAUCAGAGAAAUAUGAAUUGGAAGGUAAUGAAUUUAAUGGAGAAGAAACACAUCAAGAUCGAUUACAAUUACAAGUAUUAUACAAUCAGUGGAAUAGAGAUAUCAGAUUGAAAUCAUAUAAAGCUCAUUUAAGAUCAAUGGCUAUUGCCAAUGAGGACGAACACGAUGAGUUCUCCGAAGAUGAAGAUGAUGAUGAUCAGGACGAUAUCGAAAAUUCUCUUGGAUUGAAUAUGAAGUAUCAAAUGAAACUGCAAGACGGAAGUAUCAACGAAUGGCUCACCGACCGAAUUCGAUUUGGAUUUUGGGUCUCACCGUCGGAUGAAGUUGCCACCCUUCGAAGAAAAGACAUGACACUAAAAGACGCAUCACCCGGUAUCGAUAAUCACGUUUCAUUCGACUACAUCAGUGCAUAUGCUAAACAUCCCUUCGAAAACCAUAUCGAACCAACUUAUCGACCUGAACAAGCCUUUCGAGACCAUGCUGGAUUGAUGGAUAUGAGAUUGAAUGUCAAUCGAAAUUUCGAUCCUUUCUUACCACCAGACUCCCUCUUGAUCCUACUAGACAGAGCUUUCGAGGAGAGAUUGAUUGAGGUCUUAGAAGAACCUUUGAACGAGUUAGCUGGUCGAGUAGCGGAUUAUCUGGGAGACGAUGAAGAAGCUGAAAAGAUCUGCUCGACUUGGUCAGUACAAACUGUCAUUACUAAAUUAAACGAUUGGAGGUUAUGGGUGCCCAAUUCUCUCAUUGAUACCUUGGAAGCAAAGCAAGCUACACUCACAAAUGAACAGUCUAUCAACGUUACGGAGAAGGUUCGUGUCAAGCCGAUCGGUCAUCAACAGCGAGAAACAGUACAAUCUUCACCUAGAAUCGAACUUGUCCAUGAAGACGCAAGUCAUCCAUUACUAGCUGACUACGGGAUAAAAGCAACCACUUUCACGCCUUCAUCAGAGAUUUCAACUCAGGCAGUUCUGCCCCAGCAAGUUGAUCCUUCUUCUCGUUCAAGAGCUAGUCCAGAGGACGAAUCACCCAAAUUGGGGAAAAGGAAAACGACUGCUGAAGAGAAUGAACAUCAAGUAGAUUAUUUGGCAAAGAAGGAAACUUGCUUAUCACCUUCAACACCACUAGCUCACGGUGAUCAUAAUUCUCCAAGUGAUGGUUCGUCAACGAGAAAGAAAAGAAAACUACCUCCUUCUCCUAAACCUCAUCAUAUCGAUAUAUCACAAAAGACAUUUACUCCUCCUGCGCCGAUACAUUUUGAUUUGGAUCAACAAACUAGAGUGUCAACGGAUGAUAUCGUCACAGCUGUUUCUUCAGCACCCGAGACACCGACUCCCGUUGUAAGGCCUAACGCGGGACCUGAGUUCGUUGGAAACGUAGAUAUGGAUGAGGUAAUGAAGUCAAGUGAAGAAUUAUUCGAAAGAUCCGCAACUGAAGAAAGCAGUGGCGACACCAUUGGGACGAUGCCCAUCACUCCCGAAACUGAAGAAUGGGUCGAAAGUGCUCAACAGCCGAAUGUGGUUACGCACAUUGAACAUCAUAUUCCUGAUUCCACCAAGCACAUCUCCCAUUCCGAUAAACAACAUCAAAUCGUGACGGUGGUAGACACUGCUUCGGGACAGAAAAGCUUGGUCAUCACACCGCAAUACAGCGAUGACGAAGAUGGAGUUGACGAUGAAGACCAACAGCCAUCAGUGGACGAAGAAGAAGAAAGCGUCGCAACUGAUUAUACAGAAAUGGAGGAAGAUGAGACUUCUUCAGAUUUGAUAUCAAUCGCUUCAGCGUCCUUAAGAUCAAAUGAACUAAAACCUCCAUCAUCAUUGUUGUUAUCACCUGAAGAAAUACUGGAGAGGUAUAUGAUCAAAAAUGAAAAAUCAGUGCCGUUUAUACCUAUUCCAGGACCUGGAAUACCCAGUUCCACUCCAGAUUCAAACACAAGAUCCAAUUCUUCAUCAAAAGAAUGGCAUCUUGGUCCUAAAACAACCCGAUUGAUAGAGAAGUUAUGGUGGGAUUCAAGGGAUGUCAUAAGAGAAUGUCAUUGUACUAUAUGUACAAGAGCGAGUCAAAGACAAAGGGAAUCAAAUACCAAUCCACUCAAUCAAUUUGAGGGGAACCUAAAACAGUGGAUUCAGAAUACUGUCGCUAAUUGGGAACACAAUGCGUGA
Molecule: messenger RNA, 3384 nt
Organism: Kwoniella shivajii
Lineage: Eukaryota; Fungi; Basidiomycota; Tremellomycetes; Tremellales; Cryptococcaceae
Exons: 4
Coding region: 1-3384 (1127 amino acids)
Source: RefSeq, a predicted model, not a curated record